This is a messenger RNA of Drosophila ficusphila, 3552 nucleotides long. It is a transcript of the gene Set8, whose product is annotated as histone-lysine N-methyltransferase PR-Set7. The record is from RefSeq and is a predicted model, not a curated record. Bases 316 to 2409 code for a protein of 697 amino acids. NCBI's taxonomy places the organism in Eukaryota, Metazoa, Arthropoda, Insecta, Diptera, Drosophilidae. The transcript has 3 exons. Gene Ontology annotation, molecular function: histone H4K20 methyltransferase activity; protein binding.
AUAUUUUUCACAUCCCUAAUCGAAAGAAAGAACCAAAAAGAUUGCGGAAAAGUGCAACAAUUAAUUUCCCCCGCCAUCGCAAUGCUGCCAUGCAUAUAAACGAUCGCGUUCGAUUGAAAAUGCGCUGCUGCGUAUGACCAGAGUUUUCCGAUCGAGCUAAUUGCAGUGUGGUUUUCCGCGUGUGCGUGAGCGAGUGGGAAGAACGCGUGUCCAGGAAAAACGCGCCAACGAAAACGAAGUAACUACCGCCCACCCAGCGAUCACGCGCGCCCAUUUUUCCGUUUUCCAAACGCCCCGGUCACACCGCUCUCCUAAAUGAUAAUGGUGCGCAGACGACAACGGCCCGUCAAGGAAUCCACAUCCUCCUCUUCCUCUGGCGGCGCCUCAUCGGGAUCAGGGUCGGGAAUUCCCGAUGGCCAAACCCUGCCACUGAAUGUGGCGGGAAAUCUGCUGGAGGAUCAGUAUUUUGCCAGCCCCAAGCGGAAAGACUGCCGACUGAUGAAGGUCAGCGAAAAUGGCCAACUGCCGGAAGCCACAAGCGUCCACAAAGGCCAUCAAAACAAAGACAACAAAGCGGGCCGCACAAUAGGGGUUCCCCUGGCCACACGCUCGCAAACGCGCUCCAUCGAGAACUUUUUUAAAGUUAAUGCUGCCGUUAAGGAUUCCCAAAAGACAAUACACACAGAGGAGCAGCAGGAGCAGGAUAUACACCAUCCUGAUCAGCAGCUACAACUGGAAGACCAACAACUCCUAAAGCAGGAAGAUGAGGAGCUAAAGCUGCAGCCUGAGGAGCUGAGCGAUCAUGCAGAUGAACAUCUGCCAUUUGCUGAUGAAGAAGAUGCCAAGGCCGAGCAAAAACUAAUGGACGAGGAACUGCAGCAAGUGGUGGAGGAACUCCUGUUCGACGGCAGUUCUAGAGCCUCCUCAGAUUCGCCUUGCUAUCAGCACGAAAUGGAGGUCAUCCCAGAAAUUCCACACAUCAAAGAGAUCAGCGAACCGCACGAGGCACUGGGCUCCCUGGCCGACUUCCAGACACAUCGCUCCGCAUUGCGAGACAGCCACAGUUCGACGCACAGCAGCAGCACCGACAACAUCUUCCUGCAGGAACCCGUGCUCACCCUGGACAUCGAUCGCACGCCCACCAAAGCCUCCAGCAUAAAGAUCAAUCGGAGUUUCGAACUGGCCGGAGCCGUGUUCUCAUCUCCACCGUCGGUGCUAAAUGCCUGCCUUAAUGGGCGCUUUAAUCAAAUAGUAAGCCUGAAUGGACAAAAGGAACCGCUGGCCGGGCCGAACUUUGACUUGGACCAGCAUGACAGUAGUUCCUGCGAUAGCGGCGUGGCCUGUGGACUCACUGCCAACACAGAAUCGCCAGCGGGAGCUGCAGCUCGUCGUCGGAAACCAGCCACACCGCAUCGCAUACUCUGCCCCUCGCCGAUCAAAACCGGACUGAAGGUUACCGGAGGCAUUUGCAAGGUGGGAUCCACGGAUCCACUAUCGCCGCGCAAGUCGCCGAGGAAAUUGCCCGCCACCACAGCAGCGGUGGCCGCCUGCAAGUCGCGCCGAAGACUGAACCAGCCAAAGCCACAAGCGCCUUACCAGCCACAGCCACAGCUACAGAAACCACCGCCACAGCAGCAGAACGACAUCGUAGUGGUGCUAGACGACGAAGACGAGGAGGAGGACGAGGACGAUGUCCAUGCCCUGCUGAAGGCCGCCGAAGAGCGUGAGAACCAGAACAAAGCACCAGCCACAGCCAACAGCAACAACAACAAAGCGAGCAUAAAGACCAUGCUCAAGCCAGCGCCCGUAAAAGCAAAGACCAAAAGCAAGAGUUCGGCAAAGGGACAACAACCGCCGCUGCCGUUGGCUGCCACCAAUGGCAACCGUGAGAUGACCGACUUUUUCCCGGUGCGAAGAAGUGUGCGCAAGACCAAGACGGCCGUCAAGGAGGAAUGGAUGCGUAACCUGGAGCAGGCGGUUCUCGAGGAGCGCUGCGAGGGUCUCCAAGUGCGCCACUUCAUGGGCAAGGGAAGAGGUGUAGUCGCCGAGCGGCCGUUUAAACGCAACGAGUUUGUGGUCGAGUACGUGGGGGAUCUCAUCUCCAUCAACGAGGCCGCCGAGCGGGAGAAACGUUAUGCGCUGGACGAGAACGCCGGGUGCUAUAUGUACUACUUCAAGCACAAGACUCAGCAGUAUUGCAUCGAUGCUACCGCGGACACUGGCAAGCUGGGACGUCUCAUCAAUCACUCGCGAGCGGGCAACCUGAUGACCAAGGUGGUGCUCAUCAAGCAGCGGCCGCAUCUCGUGCUUCUGGCCAAAGACGACAUCGCGCCUGGCGUGGAACUGACCUACGACUAUGGCGAUCGCUCCAAGGAGUCACUGCUGCACCAUCCGUGGCUGGCCUUCUGAGGAAGAGCUCUGCAGGAGCUCGCAAAAGGGGAUGUGGUUCAGCCUUAAAACGAAGACUAUUUACCAUGUUCGAGGCAGAGGGUAUUUAAAAUAAGUCCAGGGCUAAACUGGUUUUUGGCUCGUGGGAUUCUUUCUUAGCUUUUGUACGUAGAUCGCCUCGCCUUGAACCAUUGCAAAAUUGUUUUCAGCCCAGUUCCAUUGCGAUAAGUUGCCGGAAUCGCGGACUUAACUAUUCAUUUUCUUUCACAAAAUAUAUAUCAAGAUCAAAGCAAGUAAUAUUUUUGGUAAGACCAAUCAAACAAACAGUCCAAAUUCCGACAACUUCAAUCAGAAUGGAACAAGGAAUGGGGGCUUUUUAGACCUGUUCCGGGCAUCCCCGAGCUUAGAUCUUAUUUGAGGAAAGUAUGUAAACUGUUAGUUCAAAAUAUCAUAACGGAUAGCGACACCCACACAUCCCUCACUCACUUCUGGGUGGUUCUAGCCAGGGACGAAAAGUAAUCAAUGUAAAUUCUAACAAGUUUGCCUCCGAAAUAGGUCUAAUGUCGAUUUUGAUCGCUUCAGUUUUCGAAAACAAAAAAGAGUUACCAAACAAGUUCAGUAAAAUAAUCGAAAUUAAUAAUAAGAACAAAGUUAUCAAAAAGACCUAGCCUAUAGAGAUUGUAAAUUGAUAUUAGACCCAUUACCCGUAAGCAAAAUGCCUUAAAAUUGUACGAUUACGAUUCACCCCCAGAUUCUCGGCAGAAGAUCGACCCGCCCGUGCCCCCCACACACUCAUGAGCAUAUUUUUUGGAUUUGUUAGCGUUUCAUUAUGUUAGAGCAAGGCUAAAGUUAAGGAGAGAUAAUAAUAAUAAUAAUUAAAAACAACGCGCUAUAACAUUAAGGCAUCUUAAGAUAAUUGAAUGAAAAAGAAAAAAACUGUUGACCAUUUAGAGAGAUGAUGAUGAUUUUUCAUGAAGAUGUUGAUGAAGACACACAUUCGCAUUGACAAAAAUCGAUCGUACACUAUUUAUAUAGAUAUUUAUAUUAGAUACAUGUGUAAUUUCUAACUAUUACGUACUAUUUACUGCCAUAGAGCUAUACACUCCCUCGCACCUGCCCCCCAAGCCCCUAGGAACUGACACUAAAAAGUUGAUUUAACUCACA